UGAGCCCCCUGCCCCCUGUGAGACCUCUGCCCUCUCCCCCUCCUGCCAGCCCAGCCGAGCAGGGACCGAGCUUGCUGGCUGUCACCUGACGCUGGGCAGCCGCUGAUCCCAUUGGUGGAGCCGGAUUCGGUCUGGCUCUCUGUUCUUUCUCGCCUUCUCUGCCUCUCUCUCCUCCACGCUGCUCUGAUCUCCCUCCUGCCUGUCUCCUGGCUCGCCUGGGAACAUCGCACCCUCCUGGGGGCGGCGGGGCGCGCUGCAGAGCCCGGCAGGAGCAGCCCGCGGGGCAUGGAAGAAGCUGCCUUGGCAGCUGCCAGAGGACCCAGAGCACCGAGCCGGCACUGCCCGUGACCCAAGCGUCCCUGCCCUGCCGGGGAGCCCAUCCGUCUGUCUGUCCGUGCGUCCGCGCAGACGUCUGUCUCUCCCUUGCUCUCCGUGCGUCUCCUGCUGCAGAGCCGCUGGACCCAGUCCCUACAGGACCCACCUCAGAGGGGAGCAUGGAGCUGCUGUCCACGCCCCACAGCAUCGAGGUCACCAACAUCACCUGUGACUCCUUCCGUAUCUCCUGGUCCAUGGAGAACACUGACCUGGAGCGGGUCACUCACUACUUCAUUGACCUCAACAAGAAGGAGAAUAAGAACUCCAACAAGUUCAAGCACCGGGACGUCCCCACCAAGCUCGUGGCCAAAGCUGUGCCGCUGCCCAUGACCGUGCGAGGACACUGGUUCCUGAGCCCCCGCACAGAGUACAGCGUGGCGGUGCAGACGGCUGUCAAGCAGAGCGACGGGGAGUACCUGGUGUCCGGCUGGAGCGAGACCGUGGAGUUCUGCACCGGGGAUUACGCCAAGGAGCACCUGGCGCAGCUGCAGGAGAAGGCCGAGCAGAUCGCCGGGCGCAUGCUCCGCUUCUCCGUCUUCUACCGCAACCAUCACAAGGAGUACUUCCAGCACGCCAGGAACCACUGCGGCAACAUGCUGCGGCCCUACGUGAAGGACAGCAGCGGCAGCCACGGCUCCCCGACCAGCGGCAUGCUCCACGGGGUGUUCUUCAGCUGCAACACGGAGUUCAACACGGGCCAGCCCCCGCAGGACUCCCCCUACGGCCGCUGGCGCUUCCAGAUCCCGGCCCAGCGCCUCUUCAACCCCAGCACCAACCUCUACUUCGCAGACUUCUACUGUAUGUACACGGCCUACCACUACGCCAUCCUGGUGCUGGCCCCCAAGGGCUCCCUGGGCGACCGCUUCUGCCGCGACCGCCUGCCCCUCCUGGACAUUGCCUGCAAUAAGUUUCUGACCUGCAGCGUGGAGGACGGGGAGCUGGUCUUCCGCCACGCCCAGGACCUCAUCCUGGAGCUCAUCUACACCGAGCCGGUCGACCUGUCCCUGGGCACGCUGGGGGAGAUCAGCGGGCACCAGCUCAUGAGUCUGUCCACGGCGGACGCCAAGAAAGACCCCAGCUGCAAGACCUGCAAUAUCAGCGUGGGCCGCUAGGGACUCCUGGGGAGCAGGGGUGGGAGGGUCAGGGCCAGUUGAGUGGUGGGGCGGCUUGGGUGGCACCUGCCCCGGGGGGGUUGGCUUCUCUCCCCUGUCCCCUGCUCCCUCUGCACCUCCGUCUCCCCGCCCCCACCCUUUGGGAUUGGAGGCCUCCAAGCGCGGCCUUGUGGUGGGCUCCGUUUGCGCAUGCCCAGGGGAGUCGGACAGGCUUCUCGGCCGGGUCCGUGGGGGGAUGUGUGGGACAUUGCCGGGACUUCCCCCUUUCCUCUGGUGUCCUGUCCUGCUGUUCCUUGCCUCGUUGCAGGCCCCCUCCCGGCACCCCCCCCCCAGUCUCAGGAAGAUCUACUGUCUCGAACCCCCCUCCCCCCAGGAAGCCCGCGUGGUGUUUGCCUGCCGCCAGAUGAGGAGCAGAGCGCUGUGGGUGCUCCUCCUUAGCUGCACCCCCCCACUCGGGGUCCCCCCGCGGAAAGAGGGGGGUCCCAGCCUUUCCCUCUAUAAAUAGUCUCCCGCACCGCUGGACCCUGGCUGCCCCUCGCCGAAGCACCCUCUUCCUGCAUGGGGAGAGCCCCCUCACCUCGCUCACCCCACCCCGAGAAAGGGGCCCCUUCUGUCCCCCCUGGAUUUGGGGGUCUCCAGGCCGCUGGGAUUUUUUUCUUGUCCUCUCCCUGGAGAUAACAUGUCCCACAGUGAAACUGCUCCCUUGCCCAGAGUCCUGGGAUCAGGAAUCACAUUCACUGGGGUCGAGGAGGGGGGCGGACACCCCUGAGACCCAGAGAGGCCCCCGCCCUCCCCGGGGAGCAGGCUGCCUCGCGGCCGGAGGGCCGGGGGGGUCGGGGUGAGAGUGGAGGUCUUCCCACAGCGUCUUGGCUGCGUGCUUUGCUCGCUGCUCUGCCACGGCCCCCCUUUGCACUCUGUGUGCGUGUGUGUGCGUGUGUGUGCAUGUGUGUGUGUGUGUGUGUGUGUGUGUGUGAGAGAGAGAGAGAGAGAGAGAGAGAGAGAGAGAGAGAGAGAGAUCUGGAUUGUGGCUCCGUGACCCCCGCCCCCUCCAGCCCGCUGGCAGAGAACACCCUCCCUGGGGCGCUGCUGGGUUCAGCCACAUUCCUGCCACUUUGCUACUCCUGCCCGGUCCUGAGGGUGGUCCCAUGGACCGGCUGGGGUCCGGGAUGAGGGUGCCGCUGGCUGUGUGGGGGCUGAUGGAAGAGACGUGGGGUGUAGGAGAGCAGCUGCCCAAGGGACAGGCAGACAGAGAAGGCCGGCGGCCCCAAGCAGGCCAGACCUCAGCGAGGGCAGGAGGGACAGCUGGUGGCCUCUCUGUGUCCAGGGCGGGCAGUGUCGCAGGCUGUCUCCACAGCAGCCACAGAAGGUCUGGGCCCCUGCGAGCUGCAUGGAGGAGGAGGAGGAGGAGAGGACAUGGGCGCCCCAGGCCCCUCCGCUGUCAGCAUCUCUCGGGGGGCAGCCCGCUGCCUCCCCGCCCCCGGGCACCCGCCUGUGCUGUGCUUGCGACUGUGUGCAACAAUAAACCGUCCAGGUCUGA
Molecule: messenger RNA, 3024 nt
Organism: Sorex araneus (European shrew)
Lineage: Eukaryota; Metazoa; Chordata; Mammalia; Eulipotyphla; Soricidae
Gene: PHYHIP
Product: phytanoyl-CoA 2-hydroxylase interacting protein
Exons: 5
Coding region: 495-1487 (330 amino acids)
Cellular component (GO): cytoplasm
Molecular function (GO): protein binding
Source: RefSeq, a predicted model, not a curated record